AUGUGGUGUGCACAAGCUUUGGCAAACAGGAGAAGGAGGGAUAAUACUGGGGAUGAUGAGACUGCACAUGCGAUUCAUCGGAUGGUGGACGCGAUGCAGCCCAGUGCAGCGCAACCUAGAGCCAGAGUUGCACCUACUCGUCCUGUGACUAUGGAAGAUUUCAUGAGGCACAGGCCAACUAAAUUCACUGGCAGGACCACUCCGGAUGAGGUAGAUGCAUGGCUGAGGGAGUGUGAAAAGAUAUGUCGAGCGCUUGGGUGCACUGAUGCACAGAAGUUGACCUUCGGCACAUUCCUUCUUGUGGUGGAUGCUGAGUACUGGUGGGUGGGGAUGCAGCAGCUGAUGCAGACCCGCGAAGAGCGAGUAACUUGGGCUAACUUCAAGACACGAUUCUUGGAGAAAUACUUUCCAAACAGUGCCAAAUAUGAAAGGGAAGCGGAGUUCCUUACUUUGCAGCAAGGGACUAUCACGGUGCAGGCUUAUACUGAUAAGUUUGAGUACUUGGUGAGGUUCUACUCGCAGAUUGUCAAUGAAGAAUGGCACUGUAGAAAAUUCCAAGGCGGUCUGAGCCAUGAGUUGCGUCGAUUCCUCGUACCCUUGAGGAUCCGAGAGUUCCCUGUAUUGGUGGAACAAGCAAAGAUGGUGGAACAACUGGAGAGGGACCCAAGUCGAGUCAUGAAGGAACUUCCUAACAAUAGUGGCAUCGGCGAAGAACGACAAGAGAAACCCUACACCAGACCUCAAUGUGAAGGACGGGGGACAAUGAAGUGUUUCGAGUGCGGGGGAGACCAUUUUCGGUGA
Molecule: messenger RNA, 801 nt
Organism: Vigna unguiculata (cowpea)
Lineage: Eukaryota; Viridiplantae; Streptophyta; Magnoliopsida; Fabales; Fabaceae
Source: RefSeq, a predicted model, not a curated record